UGAAAUCAGAGCGAUUCUUCGGCUGUGUUGGUGGGCGGAUUUGUGCAGAUUACAGUCAAUAAAGUGCUCUCUGCACAAAACUCUCUCCCUAAUCCUUAGCCGUCGCUGGCGUGGAAGAGGUCGUCGGUGUUUUAUCACUUCUGGGACUCAACAAGAGGAUGGCAGAAGAUCCCAUGUCAUGUGACUGUUUUGUUUCAUUGCCGCCUGGCUCUCUUGAUGACCAUGUCAUUUUUGGGAAGAACUCUGACCGUCCCCGGGAUGAGGUGCAGGAGGUAGUACAUUAUCUCCCAACAUCUCACCCUCCCGGCAGCAUACUGGAGUGUACGUACAUACAGAUCCCUCAAGUGGAGCAGACUCAUGCUGUCAUUCUGAGUAAACCAGCUUGGAUGUGGGGAGCUGAAAUGGGAGCCAACGAUCAGGGAGUUUGUAUCGGGAAUGAGGCAGUCUGGACUCGGGAGGCUGUUGCUCCUGAAGAGGCUUUGCUGGGCAUGGAUCUUGUGAGGUUGGGCCUGGAGCGUGGUGACAGUGCACGGGCGGCGCUCACCGUCAUCACUGGCCUCCUGGAGCAGCACGGACAAGGAGGUCAAUGCAGGGAGGAUCCAGAACCUUUUUGCUACCAUAACACUUUCCUUCUGGUGGACCGUAAUGAGGCCUGGAUUCUGGAAACAGCUGGAAGACUGUGGGCGGCACAGAAGAUCUCAGAGGGUGUGACAAACAUCUCCAACCAGUUGACCAUCGGCACCGACAUUUCUGCAGAGCAUCCUGAGCUGCGGAGUGUGGCCCAGGCUCAGGGCUGGUGGGAUGGUGUAGGAGAGUUUAACUUUUCACAAGUGUUCAGCCCGGAGACGCAACCUGUCAGGAUGGAGCUUGCCAAAAAGCGCUAUAAGGGGGGUGCAGAACUGCUCCAGCAACAUGACGGUUCCAUGACAGCAGAAGUGAUGAUGUCUAUUCUAAGGGACAAGCCCAGUGGCAUCUGCAUGGACUCUGGCGGUUUUUGCACCACAGGCAGUAUGGUGUCGAUAUUGCCCAGAAACACCAACCUGCCCUGUAUCCAUUUCUUCACUGCUACUCCAGACCCCUCUCGGUCCAUAUUCAAACCUUAUAUCUUCUCUAAGGAUGACACACCUGUGCUCAGUGUGGUCUCCCCAUACUUUGGUCCUGAUGAUCCUGUUAGGAAGUACCCGCGCUUUCAGGGACAGGUGGACCGCAGACAUGACCUUUACAAGGCUCACCAGGAGGCACUUAACACCAUGAAGACUGACCCGGACAAGGGCGUGGCCAUAUAUGAGAUUCUGAGGGACCUCGAGUCGCAGUGUCUGAGUGAAAUUUCCGCCAUGUUGAGUGGAGAGAUACCAGGCGAUGAACUAGGAAACUUGUUUUUUGAUUGUGUGGACACGGAGCUCAAAUUCUAUCAAUGACAGGUGGGAAGACGAUUGAUUUUGAUCCUAAAUGAUCUAUCACAGUCUGAAAACUUGGCCUGGUUCAACAACUUUUCUUAUAGUGCAUAGAUAUGACAAUCUAACCAAUUAACUGUGAACAUUAAGUUAGGAGCAACACUUUUCCCCAUCCUGUUGGAACAGCCAGUCAGGUUAAAGGUCACACUGUUUGUGGUGUCAGUGGCUUAUUCUCUGCAUGUACAUACAUGAAGCUGUCAUGUAUGAUGAGCAACUGUUUUAGCUUACAGUGGCCUCAACUGUUCAUUCCCAGCAAAUGGAGACUGGCAGGAGAGGCCACAGUGGGCUUUUUGGAAUGUUUAUCCUCCAACUUGCCACUGCCUCACCACACACAUUGGUUGAUACCAUUAUAUCAAUAAUUAAGAUUAAAUAUUUAAAGUGUGUCUGUAAUUAAUAAUGGUGUAGAUGGCACGUGCAAUAAUGUCGCAGUGGCUUUGCACUUCAGCAUUGUAUAGAGUAUGGCUACAUGAACAAUGUGAAAUAAAUACUGUUUAGAACGAGA
Syngnathus typhle (broad-nosed pipefish) is the source of this 1956-nucleotide messenger RNA. It is a transcript of the gene scrn2, whose product is annotated as secernin 2. Gene Ontology annotation, molecular function: dipeptidase activity; cysteine-type exopeptidase activity. The record is from RefSeq and is a predicted model, not a curated record. Bases 159 to 1418 code for a protein of 419 amino acids. Lineage: Eukaryota; Metazoa; Chordata; Actinopteri; Syngnathiformes; Syngnathidae. The transcript is spliced from 8 exons. Gene Ontology annotation, biological process: proteolysis.